Molecule: messenger RNA, 2542 nt
Organism: Physcomitrium patens
Lineage: Eukaryota; Viridiplantae; Streptophyta; Bryopsida; Funariales; Funariaceae
Product: ATP-dependent zinc metalloprotease FTSH 2, chloroplastic
Biological process (GO): proteolysis
Cellular component (GO): chloroplast thylakoid membrane
Molecular function (GO): metalloendopeptidase activity; zinc ion binding; ATP-dependent peptidase activity
Source: RefSeq, a predicted model, not a curated record
GUCGUGUUCAAAAGUAUGGCCGAGACUCGUCGGCAUGUGAUCUGCCGCAACGAUUUCUCUUCUCUCCGGAUUGUUUGCGUUUGGUGAAGCUCGAUUUCGGUGAGAGGAGGAGGCGGAAGAGGAGUAGAAGAAGAAGAGAAGCAAUCUCCUCCUUCAAAAAUUUCUCCCCGAUUUGAGGUUUUCAUUUUGCGGUAAUUGAGCCCCAGAAUCUUUGGUUAAGCCUUAGAGGAAGACUUGUAGAGCUCAUAGAGAGAUAAUUAUGGCGGCAGCUGCAGGGAUGGCGAAGCUGCUGCCAUCUCCUGCCCUCGGCCUUACGAAAGAAUUGACUGGGUUAAGGCUCUCAUCCUCGCGUGCAAGCCCUCGCAGCAUUUCUGCAACCCAUGUUGUGAGAGCAACUUUGAACACUCAGGAGAAUGACAGUACCGGCGAGCUGAUUGUUCAGAAUAGGAGAGCUUUGAUGAAGGGAGGACUUGCAGCUAUGGGACUAUUCCUCCCUUCGUUAAAGAUGCAAUCCGCCAAAGCUGCAGACGAAUCUGAAGGUGUCGCAUCCUCCCGCAUGUCUUACUCACGAUUUUUAGAGUAUCUUGACCAAGGGCGUGUGAAGAAAGUAGAUCUGUACGAGAAUGGCACCAUAGCCAUUGUGGAGACUGUCUCUCCCGAGCUUGGCAACCGCGUGCAACGGGUUAGGGUUCAGCUCCCUGGCACAAGCCAAGAGCUCUUGUCAAGAUUCCGAGCUAAAAACAUUGAUUUCGCAGCCCACAAUCCUCAGGAGGAUCCCGGAAACGUGUUCUUCAACAUUUUGGGCAACUUGGCAUUCCCCCUUAUUCUGGUCGGCACCUUAUUUUUCCUCAACAGGAACCAAGGGGGACUUGGUGGACCUGGUGGGCCAGGUAAUCCCCUUGCUUUUGGGAAAUCCAAGGCCAAGUUUCAAAUGGAGCCCAAUACAGGGAUCACUUUCAAGGAUGUAGCAGGUGUGGAUGAAGCGAAGCAAGACUUUGUGGAAGUGGUGGAUUUUCUUAAGAGACCGGAGCGGUUCACCUCUGUUGGUGCAAGAAUCCCUAAGGGAGUGUUGCUUGUUGGCCCUCCUGGAACAGGAAAAACUCUCUUGGCCAAGGCCAUUGCUGGAGAGGCGGGAGUUCCAUUUUUCUCAAUCUCAGGUUCUGAAUUCGUCGAGAUGUUCGUGGGAGUUGGUGCAUCGCGAGUACGUGACCUCUUCAAGAAAGCCAAAGAGAAUGCUCCUUGUAUUGUCUUUGUGGACGAGAUCGAUGCUGUCGGACGGCAAAGGGGUACUGGCAUUGGUGGUGGCAACGAUGAACGAGAACAAACCUUGAACCAGCUCCUGACAGAAAUGGAUGGAUUUGAGGGCAACACAGGUGUUAUAGUUAUUGCUGCUACCAACAGAGCUGAUAUCCUUGAUGCUGCUUUAUUGCGACCCGGUCGCUUUGAUCGUCAGGUUACGGUGGAUGUGCCUGACGUGAGAGGGAGGACCGAAAUCUUGAAAGUACAUGCGAGUAACAAGAAGUUCGAUGAUGAUGUGUCGCUUGACAUUAUUGCCAUGCGCACUCCAGGGUUUAGUGGAGCCGAUCUCGCUAAUCUCUUGAAUGAGGCAGCAAUAUUGACUGGAAGAAGAGGAAAGACAGCUAUUUCUGCCAAGGAGAUCGAUGAUUCCAUUGAUAGAAUCGUGGCUGGUAUGGAGGGGACAGUCAUGACCGAUGGCAAAGCAAAGAGUCUUGUCGCAUAUCAUGAAGUUGGCCAUGCUAUUUGCGGGACCUUGACACCAGGCCAUGAUGCAGUGCAAAAGGUUACCCUGAUUCCUAGGGGUCAAGCUCGUGGUCUCACCUGGUUCAUUCCAGGCGAGGACCCCACCCUCAUCACCAAGCAGCAAAUCUUUGCUCGCAUAGUUGGGGCUCUUGGUGGACGCGCUGCAGAAGAAGUCAUCUUCGGUGACGCUGAAGUAACAACUGGCGCUUCCAGUGAUUUGCAACAAGUGUCUUCCAUGGCGAAGCAGAUGGUCACAGUCUACGGCAUGUCCGACAUCGGCCCGUGGGCACUUAUGGACCCAUCUGCCCAAGGUGGAGAUAUGAUCAUGCGCAUGAUGGCUCGCAACCAGAUGUCUGAGAAGCUGGCCGAGGAUAUCGACCGAGCUGUGAAGAGAAUUUCUGACGAAGCCUACAACGUUGCUCUCAAGCACAUUAGGGAAAACCGAGUAGCAAUGGACAAGAUUGUGGAGAUCCUUCUGGAGAAGGAGACAAUCAGUGGCGAUGAGUUCCGAGCUAUCUUGUCUGAAUAUACUGAGAUUCCGUCCAGCAACUCGUCUAAAGAUAACCAGUCAGAGCCUGUGGCUGUUUGAAGUUAAAUUAACUUCACGAAAGUGUUGAGACUUUAGAUUCUAAUGUGAUGACCUGCGGUUUGAUCAUUCCUAGAAUACUUUAUAGUUGAGGGGUUAGCCUUCCUUUUGUGCCAUCACAUUUGACUUACUGCUGCAAGAGCGUUUGAGAUGUACUGUUUAAGAUGUAAUGAAAUAUGAAUUCUUUGCACACCA